AUGUCCGUCACUGUGCUGAUCCUUGCAUUCCUGCCCUUGCGUGCGUCCGACGACCGGCUUGUCCCCGGCAAGCCGCUCGUCCCCGGAGCCACCAUCGUCUCCGACGGCGGUGACUUUGCCUUGGGCUUCUUCGCCCCGUCCAGCUCAGGUCCGGCCAACCUGCACCUUGGCAUCUGGUACAACGGCGUCCCUGAGCUCACCGUGGUGUGGGUCGCCAACCGGGAAACACCGGUCACCAACAGCACAACACCCAAGCUCUCCCUCACCAACACAUCCGACCUUGUUCUCUCCGACGGUAAUGGCAGCGACCAUAUCGUCGUUUGGACGACCCGCGUGAAGGCUGCGUCGAGCUCCUCUUCCCCAACGGCCGUGCUUAUGAACACCGGCAACCUCGUCGUCCGGUCGCCGAACGGCACCACGCUGUGGCAGAGCUUCGACCACCCGACCGACACGCUCCUCCCCGGCAUGAAGAUGGCGUUGAAGCACGGCACGCGUGACGGUGAGCGCCUAGUGUCUUGGAAGGGCGCCGGCAACCCCUCGCCGGGGAACUUCUCCUACGGCACCGACAUGGACACGUUCCCGCAGGUAUUCCUCUGGGAAGGCACGCGCCCGGUGUACCGCGGCCCCCCGUGGACGGGGUACCGGGUGAAGAGCGACUACCAGUACCAGACGAGCAGCACCAGCUCCAUCAUCAUCUACCUGGCCGUCGUCAACGACGGUAACCAGAGCUACACGACCUUCACCGUCUCGGACGGCGCAUGGCUCACCAGAUGCGUGGUGACCUACACCGGCGAGCUCCAAAUCCAGAGCUGGAACGCCAGCUCGUCAGCGUGGGCCGUCCUCGGGAAGUGGCCGCCGUACCCGUGCGUCAGCUACGGCUACUGCGGCCCGAACGGGUACUGCGAUGAGACGGCCAGGCCUUUGCCGACGUGCAAGUGCCUCGAUGGCUUCGUGCCGGCCAGCACGAGGGACUGGACCGGCGGCAGGUUCUCAGAGGGGUGCCGGCGAAAGGAGCCUCUGCGCGGGUGCACUGCCGGUGCCGGUGCCGGUUUCGUGUCCCUGCCGGGGAUGAAGCCGGCGGACGGGUUCGUGCUCGUGGCCAACAGAACGCUGGAGGGGUGCGCGGCGGAGUGCGACCGCAACUGCUCCUGCGUGGCGUACGCGUACGCCAACCUGAGCAGUGCCACGUCCAGGGGAGACAUGACGAGGUGCUUGGUGUGGGCCGGGGAGUUGGUUGACACCGGGAAGUUGGGCGCAAGCAGCCCCGCCAGCGACACGCUCUAUCUCCGGCUCGCCCGAUUGGAUGUUGCAGCUGGUAAAAAAACGAAGCAUAAUGCAGUGAGGAUUGCGUUGACAGCCAUAGGAAGUAGUGUGGUGAUAAUCAUGUGCAUUUUUCUUGCAUGGUUGAAAUUCAGUGGCAAGAACAGGAACCAGGGAAAACACAAGAAGGCACCAUUCGAUAGUUCCAGUGACCUUGAGUUUCCCUUUGUAAGAUUUGAGGAAAUUGCUCAGGCUACACAAAAUUUCUCCGAAACAUGUAUGAUUGGACAAGGAGGCUUUGGCAAAGUUUAUAAGGGAACACUAGGUGGUCAACAAGUUGCUGUCAAAAGGCUAAGUAGGGAUUCUCAACAAGGGACAAUUGAGUUCACAAAUGAAGUAAUACUUAUUGCCAAAUUACAACACCGUAAUUUGGUUCGACUACUGGGAUGUUGUGGCGAGGGAGAUGAGAAGUUAUUGAUUUAUGAGUACUUGCCUAAUAAAAGCUUGGAUGCCACACUUUUCGGUAUAUCUAGAAACACACUACAAUAUCAUCACACAACUCAAUAG
This is a messenger RNA of Triticum turgidum subsp. durum (durum wheat), 1827 nucleotides long. The record is from the annotation of a GenBank genome assembly. NCBI's taxonomy places the organism in Eukaryota, Viridiplantae, Streptophyta, Magnoliopsida, Poales, Poaceae.